Parasteatoda tepidariorum (common house spider) is the source of this 5632-nucleotide messenger RNA. RefSeq lists its product as uncharacterized. Gene Ontology annotation, molecular function: transcription factor binding; transcription coregulator activity. Gene Ontology annotation, biological process: negative regulation of DNA-templated transcription. Gene Ontology annotation, cellular component: nucleus. NCBI's taxonomy places the organism in Eukaryota, Metazoa, Arthropoda, Arachnida, Araneae, Theridiidae. The record is from RefSeq and is a predicted model, not a curated record.
CUUGCUUGCCUACGCUCCCUGUAGAAGUACAUAGUUCUUGCUUUCCUUUGGCUGAAUUGUGGGGCAGCCCGGGUGGCAGCCCUACUAGUUCUUAUCCCCCGCCCUUCAGGGUGAGCUACGUCAUCAUUAGCCGCUCUACCCAGAGAUACACCCAGUACGUAGGGUAAGGCAACCAAUCAGGGGAGGGAGACUCUCUGUGACGCACAGUUUCCUCCCCCCUUAUAUGGACAGCUGACGACAACAAUCAACCCCCACCCUUUGGUGCCCCAGUCCAGGGGUUAGACCCACAACUCGAUGCGUUCUUUAGCAUAGGGUUAUCAUUAGCAGAACAACUUGACAUAGUUAAAGACGUCUUUUCUUCAUUCCCCGUGAUUUUGCCAUAAAAAUAAUCUUUGGAGAUCAGAGAUAGUACUUCUUACGUGAUGACACAGUGGAUAUGUUUCUCUUAUUGAAUCAAAGUGCCUGUUGACGUGCAUUUCAAAAAUCCUGUUUUGUCUAUGGACCUUCCAGCUCGGGAGUUUAUUAAUACCUGUCCUGUACCAGUAACAACUGAAAGUGGAUCAGGCCUGGGGCCGGGCCCUGUGCCUGGUCAUGGGCCAAUUACGAGGCCCACCACUCUACCAGCAUCUACAGUGACAACUCCAGCAACUGUAAGCAACAGGGUUCUUGCAAGAAAUGCAAAUGGUACAAUAGCUAUGACAUCACAACCUACAAACGAAUCUGAGCUUCAACUAUAUAGAGUGCUACAAAGAGCCAAUUUACUGUCGUACUAUGACACUUUCAUUUGCCAAGGUGGUGAUGACGUGCAGCAACUUUGUGAAGCUGGGGAAGAAGAGUUUUUAGAAAUUAUGGCAUUGGUGGGAAUGGCUAGCAAACCUUUGCACGUUCGCAGGUUACAGAAAGCCUUGCAGGAAUGGGUCAACAACCCAGCUAUGUUUCAAACGCCUUUAUUGCCGUCAUCUGUCCCUCAAAGUCCUUAUCCAGUUAGUCCUCCAGUAGUUAGACCUUUGAACCUUUCUCAACCAUCUCCUGUGGCACCUAUGCAACCAAGCCCACCUAUGCCUAUUUUAAGUAAUAGUAAUAGUCAAUCAUCACCAUCUCCCGGUGCUAAAGAAGCUUCAUCUCCUCAACCAACAUCAUUUCAACAGGCAUUGGGAGAAUAUCCUCCUGCACCUGGUUCGCCAACGUCUCUCACACCAGUUUUAGUUGAAAGCCAAAUCCAGAGAUUAGCUGAAGCUGCUGACCUUUUAGUUAAAACAUUACCUCCUUUUGAUCCUAAGCCUCAAAAUAAUAAAAAGAAAAUAUGCAAAGAUUUAGAAUAUGUGAUGAACAUGCCCGAGGAUGAUCCUAGGAGGAUGGAUGAAAUAAGGAAAUAUGCUGCCAUCUAUGGAAGAUUUGAUUGUAAGAGAAAGCCGGAAAAACCCCUCACUUUGCACGAGGUAUCUGUUAAUGAAGCAGCUGCCCAAAUAUGCAAACAUGUUCCGGCCCUUUUAACUAGACGAGAUGAGCUUUUUCCAUUGGCUAGGCAGGUUGUCCGUGACAGUGGCUAUCAAUAUUCAAAGGGACAUUCAAGGUCUCAGUGUUAUUCCAGAAAUUUCGAUGAUGAAAGUUGCAAAAGAUUAAGGUUCGAUGGUAGUCCUGGUGCUUUACCGGAUCCUAAUCAAAUGGAGGAAGAACGAAAGAGAAGACAAGAUAGACUUGAAGCUGUAACUGAACAGAUAAAAUUGCUAACUGGCCAACAGCUUGACCUAAAAACUGGGCUUCAACAAUCCAAAGAUACUCACAACAUUGCUGCUGUAGGUCAAAUACAGACACAGCUAGAUGUUCUUGCCACUCAGCAUUAUCAAUUAGUCAAUGAACAGAGUGAAUUGAGUAGACAAUUGAAGAGGUUAGACAGAUACUUUACGGAAUAUCGAUAUGGAAUUCGUUCUUCAUGUUCUGAAAAUGAUAAGAUUGAUACUGAUGAUACAGAUUCUCAGUUUUCUGUCUAUAGCUACGAAUCUUCGGGUCAUGAGGCAAAUGAAUCGCCAUCUCAUGAUUCAAACAUGUCCGUUCAAACCAACGAUGGAUCUGUGAAAAAUAAUGCUGGUAAAAAAACGAACCAUAUAACAAAGCAACUUGUUCAAGAAACCCUUAUGGAUGAAGGGCUUCGAGUUGUUAAAGAAUUAGCUAAUCAAAUAAAAGAUGAAACGGAUCAUGUAUCUAAGCCUGAAGGUAGACCUAGGGGCCGUCCACCACGAUUAGAAAGAGAUUAUAUUCUUACUACAGCCGGCUCAACCACUCCUAAACAUUAUACGGACUUCAUAAAUAAUAUACGAAAUGCAACUGCUCCUGUGACUCCCAUUCAAAAUGGACACAGUCCGACAUCUGUCGGUGUGCCUUCCGAAACUGAAUGUCAUAAUGGCAUGAUUAUGAACUUAAGGUCACAUCAAGUGUCUGAAAGGAACAAUAUUUCAAUGAAUAACUCUGACAAUAAUCAUACAAUGUUAGAUCUGCAAGAUGAUGUUGUAAGUAAUGAAUCAGAAAGCAGUCUAAAAGCCCUUCUUGCCUUUUCUCAAAAGGGCAUAAAACAAGAACCUUCAUCUCCAAACAGUGUGAAAAUGGACUGAUUGAUAUUUUUGUUAGAAUAAGCUAAAGUAUGUGAUAUUUUCUGUAUCAUCAUUGCACUUGCCAUUUUCAAAACGGCGAAAAACUCUGAAUGCUAAGCCAUAAUUGUACUACAGUUGACUGACAACAAAAUAUUGAAGGCAAUGGUAUGGAUUCAGAGUUUCAAUUGAACUAUAUGCAAUGGAUACAGUUGGCAGAAUUACUGCUGUUGUGCAAUAUGUAACAUAUGUACAGGCAAUAUUAAUAAAUUACAUUUAUGGCUCUAUAUUCCCUGCCCAUCAGUCUAUGUUGUUUGACUGCAACAAAGAUUUGAAAAAAAAGUCUGUGAUUUUUUUCGUUAUCCGUUUACUGUGAUGGAUAUUACAGAUCUGUGGAAGCAAGUGAUUGAUAGAUACGAAAAUGUUUAUGUGUUCAGUUAAAUGAAAUACCAUCAGCAGUCAUUCUCUAAUUUUUGCCAAUCCAGUUCAUAAUUGAAAUGUAGUUUAAUACGCAUAGAAAUCAUUCAUCAAUUGUUGUUAGUUAUUUGAACACUGACAGUGAUUUUUAAUUUUAUGCCCACCCACUAUUAAAAAUUGUUGGGCUGUUUUGUGGUGCUUUCACGGAAUAUUUCCAAUUUCUUUUUCAUCACCUGUAUUGUUACAUAAAUAUAAUUUUUUUUGUAAACAUAUUUACUUUGAUCCUCAGUAUUCUGUAUUAUAUUAAAUUAUCUUUAAAAAAUAAAUAUAUGAACUAGAGAGACAUUUAUAUAAUAGAUAUAUCUAUACAUUUAUAUGCAUAUCGAUUACAAAUUUCAAUAUUAUUUUUAUGAUUGGAAAUAUAAAACAGAUUCAUAAAUAGCGAGUUUAACUAGUCAAAAAUGUAAUAUAAUUGUUCACAUUUAUUUACUAUUUAGUUAUAUCGAGUUUCUUACAGUAAUUUACACUCACGUUACGCAUAUCUUUUUUCAAGAAUUUUCAACCAUUUAUGGGUGAGUUUUAAAAGACAUUCAAAAUUAUGGAAAGGCAUUUAUGGCGAAAUUUUUGAAAUAGAAUUUUAAAAAAAUAGGCAAAUGCUGUCUAGUUAUAAGGAUUUCUUUUUUAAAUCUUGUUUGUUAUCUGAAAAAAAAGAAUAGUGUUUGACGAAUGAACACGAAAAACUAAUUAUUGUAUGCUAUAUUUUUCAAAAAUAUUUAGUAUUCAUUUUAUUUUGUUUGUAAAUUUUGAUCUAAAAUUUAAAGAAAUUGAAGAAAAAGAAAAGAAAAAAAAAGAAAAACAUGUAUACCACACUAAUAUAUUAUUUUGCAUUAUUAAUUUAAUAUGAACUAAUACUUAUUAUGUGUUUCAUAUUCAAUUAACGCACGAAUUUACGAAAUAAAGAGCUUAAAGGUGAAUUUCAUUGAAUGUUAUCUUUAUUUUUUUCCAACAACUGAAAAAAAAUUAUAUGCACCCAUCAAUGGUACUAAAAUAUUAUUGCUUUUACUUUAUUAUUUUGAUAUAUUUAUAUAUUGAAAAUGUAAGUCUAUUAUUAUGUGUAUUAUCAUUUAAAUUGUAUUUAAACAAUAGCUUUCAAAGGCUAUCAAAGAAUUAACGGUAUUGUUUUAUUAUUUAUAGAAAUUUUACUGUGAACUUACUUAGUGAACAAUUUUUAGUUGUAACUGUGUUAAUUUCAAAUUUUACUUUUGUUAUUUUUUUUUUCGUAUUAUCUUUUUUUAAUACAAAACACUUCGCAUAAUUUAAUGCACUAAAUUAAUAACAAGGCAUCAUUUUUUAUUCCUUUAAAACUGAACAGUAUAAUUCCUGAAUUUUAGUGAAGCUUAAAGCCCAUUUUUAAAUACAUAAAUGUGUUUCAAAAACUUAUAAUUCGUAUGUCUAACAUUAUGCUUUCAUACAUUCCUGUUUUUUCUGAACUUAAUUAUCUAGUUAUUGAACUUAAUUACCUAAGCUUAAUAAUAGAAUCUAAUUAUUAAUUACGAAAAGGAUAUAAGUAUCCGCCACUUCAAAUUCUAAGUGAUGACAGCAGUAGGCCUAAAAUUGGUGUAUAGUUAUUGUAAAGUUUCUAAGAGCAAUUCAGUGAGACAGCUUAUAGAGCCAUCUAGUGACGAGUUUUGGAGUUAGCUUCCUUAAUUUUUACCAUUACCUUUUCGAGUUUAUUACCAUCGCAGUUAUACUGUUACACCAUGACUAGUUGACCCAGUAAGCUGCCUUUUUUUUCCUCUCUUAAAGCGUUUCAUUAAAUUCCAUUUUUUGGAAAAUCAUCAUAUUAAGCCAGCAUUGCUCUACAUUUUGUAAUUUACUUUUUUCUCUUACUGCCUUUGAAAUUCGAGCACUAGUUCCAAAGUUUAUCGCUGGGUGGCUCUGUAAGUGGUUUUAUAUCGGUAACAACCACUUUUCAAUAUCUAGACUCUAUUUUCAUGACUAUAGCUGCCAUCAUGAGAAAAUGAAAUAUUGACUUAAUUUUGCAACAAGUAUAAUAUCCUAUAACAUUAACAUUAAUAUAGCCACAAUUUAUGUAAUUAUGGAUUACUUAUUUCUUUUCUAUAAAGAGAAUUUAGCAUUUUGUGCAAAGUUGAUUGUAAAUAGUUGGAGAAUACGAAUUUCAACUUAGAACCUGUACAGUUUCUAUACAGCAUUUAUUUUCUAACUCAAACUAAUUUGUGAUAUUGUUAAUAUAAAAACGUUCACACAUAAAAUAGCAAAAACAUACAUAAAUAAAUUAAUGUGAUAUUAAAUACGGUGAUUCCAGUGAUGUCUUUCUUUGUAAAUUGUGGAAAAUAUUAUUGGGUGAUAGAUUCUUAAGUACAUUAGUGUUGAGAAUUUUUUAUGUAUUGUUUAGAUUCAAAUUAUUUGUAUUUUUUACUAUUUUCACAGAUUAUUUUAUUUGCAUUUUGGUGUGUUCAUUGUGUUUCAUUUGAGUUUUUCUUCGACAGUUAUAUUUUUGUAAGACAAUAGUGUUUGCUGUAGAAAAGAUCCACGAAUUGCUGCAGAUCUGUAUACCAUUAUAUAUGUCUUAUUUGUUUUGUCAAAUACAAUCUUGUUUUCAAAAAACA